AUGAUCGAGCCCGCAUACCUACGGACGAUGCAGACCCGACUGCAACGAAGAGUUAUAUUCGUGGUUCCCAAGAGUCCAGGCACCAUCAACGGUCUGCACUUCAACUGGGGAUGUUGCUUCACCAAGAGCGACAACAAGAAGCAGCUGGGCUACGUCUUCGGCACGCUGCACCAGGAGUACAUGCGCGACCUCACGGCAAAGAUCAGCGAGAUCGCAUGCAUCUUCCAAGCUGAGAGAACCUUGGUGAUGGGCUACAGCAUGGGCGGCUUCGGGGCCUUCCAGCUCGGGGCGAUGGCGCCAGACGUCUUUGACGUGGUGGUGUCGGUGGCGGGCUAUGGCUUGGGGACACUUGAGCCCCAAGGUGAGAUGUACGAUGCACCGCAGCCGGCGGCGAGAAAACGAUUUAGAGUCUUCCUUCAGCAGGUUGCGUCAAGAUUGAGUCUGGUACCUGUCGUGCUCGCCAUGCACGCCCAAAAGGAUUCAAUGUCCAGCUUCCGAGACGUUUCCGCCAUUAUCCGCCAUGUGCAGCAAGUCAGCAUCGCACGAGGUUCUGACAGCAUCGUCCAGCUCUUCGAAGUACCCGAUGAGAUGGCGGACUCCGACAGGGGACGCAAGAAGAAGAACAAAAGCGGCCACCACUACUUCAACUGCACCUUACUGGACGACUCAAGCGACGCGUUCUUCUGGUCCAAGCUCCAGGGCUUCCUUCAAGUUGCCGGACCACGGAUGGAGCUGCAAACCGUUAGCUUGGACUCCAUCGCGCGCUUCGGGACCUCGAGUGGCAAACCCGUGUGUGUUGCCGGUGUGGUCCUUGGUGGAAGGCACGAGGUGGAUGGGAAGGUGAGCAAAGCGGUGCUCGCGCUCCCCAGGCUAGUGGAGUCAAGCUACUGGGCAGUUUCCCUGGUGUCUUUCAGGCACAAGAAGCAAUUCCCCAAGAAGGAGCCAAGGCAGCUGCUGGGAGGGAACGGUCUACUAGAGGAAGUGAAGCAGGAUAGCGCCCUGCAGGCCAUUCAGCAAGUGGUAGUGGUCCCCGAAGACGGUGAGGGCUGGUGCCCUGCCUUACUUUGGUAUUCUUUGGGAGCUUGGGGGAUCCUCUCCAAGAGGCCGAUUUGGCUCAGACCUUCCCCGGCCGGCGUUUCCACGCGAGGUCAAUCCACUCUAUCUUUACGCCCGGAUGUGUCGCAGGAGGGCCUCGAUGUGGAUGAGAGCCCCUGCGAGGCCAUCACGCCAGCAGAGCUCUGUAAGACAAAGCUCCGCGAUGGGCAGUGCUUCUUCCUGGACGGGCCGCCGCUGAAACGAAGCCUCAAGCGCUGCCUUCUCCGGGGACCACAGGAGGGCUUUGCGGAAGUUCGCGCGAACACCACACCGCCAAGCACCAGCGUGAGUUUGAGCGCGAGCAGGGCACGUGCAUCCCUACGGGGCGGCCUGAUCUUCCGCGGCAUCCGCCUGGAGUUCCAGGGACUUCACCUCCGGGGCGCGAGGCUGCAGAUGUACGACACAGAGCGUGGCGGCCUGGGCACAGGCAGUCGCACACGGCAACGCGAUGGAGGGGCCAUGUGGGCCGGUAAAGGAGGCCUCAAGGUCGCGGACUCGCAGGUCUACGUGAACAGCUCCACGGCCAAAGCAGGGGGUGCCAUCUUUGUGGCCAGCAGGGGCCAGCUCCUCCUGACCAAUCACUCCAAGCUCGUGACUGAGAACACGCAUGCCAUGCUGUCUGGCGGCAGCAUCUACGCCAGGAACUUCCGUAUGGAGAACAGGUCGGCUCUGCAAGUGCGAAAGUCCUCGGGCAAGGAUGGAGGUGCCAUUGCAGCGGACAUGUUCGUGGUGAGGAAGGGCUCAAAGGUCAACAUCUCCGAGGCCGAGUCGCACCGUUUCGGCGGAGCGGUCAGCUCGGCACGUCGCCUCGUUGUGCAGUAUGGCUCGGAGGUCAAGAUCACCAACUGCUCCGCCGAAGCUCCCGGCGGUGGAGGAAUCUUUGCUUUCAAGAUCGAGGUGAAGAAUGCGUCGAUUGAUGUCCGGCGCAGCUUCAGUACCAGCGUCAAGGGACUAGGCGGCUGCCUCUUCGUCAGCAACAGCCUCUUUGUGCGAGGCGGCUCAGUGCAUCUCGCGCACUGCGAGGCCUUUAGUGCAGCAGGGUUGCGAGCUGGAGGCAGCCUUAUGCUGCUGAACAGGAGGCACGACGGAAGUCACUCGAACUACGCGUGA
Symbiodinium natans is the source of this 2205-nucleotide messenger RNA. The record is from the annotation of a GenBank genome assembly. NCBI's taxonomy places the organism in Eukaryota, Dinophyceae, Suessiales, Symbiodiniaceae.